CCCGCCCCCACCAGCCUGGGCGUCGCAUCUCGGCUCUGCAGCCGAGCAGAGGCCACCGAAGGAGGCCACCAUGAGUUGCCUGGGACAAAGAACAUGUCCAGGUUCCUUUGGCCAGCGCUGCAGUCAAGGGCGACACAGGCAACGGGUAAGCCAGGACUGUCUGUCUUAGAGAGGCCCUCAAUCAGCCCCUCCUCACUCACCUGGCAGUUGUCCCAGCCUGGCCCCUCUCCUCACGUCUAGCCCCAGACUGGAGCUCCCUCCUCUAAGCAGCUGGAUGUGGAGGAGAGGCCAGAGCGCUGCAGCCAGCUGAAGAGGUCGCAAGCGAGGCACCCACGGAGGGGGUAAAGCAGGGAGCCAGGAGGAGCGAGUGUGUCAGCCUGACUCCCCUCCUCCAACCCCCCCCAACUAGUUUAAGGGUUCCCUGGUGGGCGGAGAGGGAUGGGGUGGGGCCUCUGGCAGGGGGCGGGGCAAGGCUGGGGACCCGGACCGUUCGGGUGGGGCUGCGCGCGCUGGCCCGGCAAAGACGCGUGGAGUCGCAGCGCCCUCGCUCUGCUCGCCGGCUCGGCCACCCCCGGCCCUUUGGCACCUGGCGCGCCGCUGUCCCGACUCCAGAUGGGGAAGGACCAGGGCUUCUCUCGGCACUUUAGGAUCUUCAUCCCCAAGAAGCACCGGGCGCGCUUCGACGAGGUCGUGUCACAGGGCCUCCUGGGCAAGCUGUGCCGCGCCCGCCGAACCCAGGGCGCGCAGAGGCUGCGCAGGAGCCGCAGCGAGGAGCGGCCCGAGCGCCUCCUGGUGUCCACGCGCGCUAGCGCCGCGCCGCGCCGCCCGGACGAGCCGCCCCCGCGCAAAGCUGCCUCGCUGCUGGGUGGCCGCGCCGGCCCGGGGGGCGCGCGCAGGACUGUCCGAGUCUACAAGGGCAAUAAGAGCUUUGGCUUCACUCUACGUGGCCACGGGCCUGUCUGGAUUGAGUCUGUCCUGCCUGGAAGCCCAGCUGACAGCGCAGCCCUCAAGUCUGGUGACCGGAUCCUCUUCCUCAAUGGACUGGACAUGAGGAACUGCUCACACGACAAAGUGGUGUCCAUGCUACAGGGCAGUGGCGCGAUGCCCACACUGGUGGUGGAGGAAGGGCUCGUCCCAUUUGCCAGCGACUCCGAUUCUUUGGAUUCCCCCAACCCAUCCUCGGCGGUCACCUCCCUGCAGUGGGUGGCAGAGAUCCUGCCGUCCAGCAUCCGUGUCCAGGGAAGGACAUUCAGCCAGCAGCUGGAGCACCUGCUCAGGCCUCCCGAGCGCUAUGGUGUCUGCCGGGCUUUGGAGAGCUUCUUCCAGCACAGGAACAUCGACACCCUCAUCAUUGAUGUCUACCCGGUAUUGGACACACCUGCCAAGCAACUGCUUUGGCAGUUCAUCUACCAGCUGCUGACCUAUGAGGAGCAGGAGCUGUGCCAGGAGAAGAUUGCAUGCUUCCUGGGAUACACAGCCAUGACAGCAGAGCCUGAGCUUGAGCCUGAGCUGGAUCUAGAGCCUGAGUCUGAGCUGGAACCCGAGCCCACACCAGAGCCCCAGCCUCGGAUCUCCCUGAGGGCCUCUUCCAUGUGCCGGCGCAGCCUCAGAUCCCAGGGCCUGGAGGCCAGCCUCAGCUGUGGUCUCAGCGACUGCCCUGAGAUGCCUCUUCCUCUGAUCCCAGGCGAGCGCCAGGCAGGUGACGGCACAUCCCUCCCUGAGACCCCCAACCCCAAGAUGAUGUCAGCUGUCUAUGCGGAGCUGGAGUCUCGACUGAACAGCAGCUUCAAGGGGAAGAUGGGGACCGUGUCCAAAUCCCAGGCCUCCCCCGCAGUCCCUAGCCUGGUGGGCACAGCAGCGCCCAGGACCCUGUCCAGCAUCUCAUGGCCCAGAGAGCAGCUCUUCCCCUCCCCCUGCUACGACCCGCUGUGCUCAGGGGGCCUGGGCUCCCCCAGCAGCUCUGAAUCUCACCCCUACGCCAGCCUGGACAGCAGCAGGGCGCCUUCCCCUCAGCCAGGCCCCGCACCUGCCUGCCCUGACAGCCCCCCCAGCCCGGACCUGGCCCGGCCACCCAGCCACAGGAAGCUCUUCACCUUUUCACGCCCUGUGCGGAGCCGGGACACUGAUCGCUUUCUGGAUGUGCUGAGUGAGCAGCUAGGCCCCCCGGUCACCAUCGUGGAUGAUUUCCUGACGCCCGAGAAUGACUAUGAGGAGAUGAGCUUUCAUGAUGACCAGGGCAGCUUUGUCACCAAUGAGCGGAGCAGCGCUAGCGAGUGUAUCAGCAGCAGCGAAGAGGGCAGCUCCCUGACCUACUCCUCCAUCUCAGAUCACAUCCCACCGCCGCCACUCAGCCCUCCCCCCCCACCCCUGCCUUUCCAUGACCCCAAGCCCAGCUCCCGGGCCUCUGACACUCCCCGGGGCCCCCCUCAGGCCCUGGCUAAGCCCCUUACCCAACUCAGCCACCCAGUCCCACCCCCACCCCCACCCCCGCUGCCCCCACCUGUGCCCUGCGCGGCCCCCAUGCUAUCCCGGGGCUGGGGUCACCGGCGCAGUGAGACCAGCCACAUGAGCGUCAAGCGCUUGCGGUGGGAACAGGUGGAGAACUCGGAAGGCACCAUUUGGGGGCAGCUCGGGGAGGACUCUGACUAUGACAAGCUGAGUGACAUGGUGAAGUACCUCGACCUGGAGCUCCACUUCGGCACCCAGAAGCCUGUCAAGCCCGUGCCCGGGCCUGAGCCCUUCAGGAAGAAGGAAGUGGUGGAGAUCCUGUCCCACAAGAAAGCCUACAACACUUCCAUCCUCCUGGCGCACCUGAAGCUGAGCCCCGCAGAGCUGCGGCAGGUGCUUAUGAGUAUGGAGCCCCGGCGCCUGGAGCCCGCGCACCUGGCGCAGCUACUGCUCUUCGCCCCCGACGCCGACGAGGAGCAGCGCUACCAGGCCUUCCGCGAGGCACCGGGCCGCCUCAGUGAGCCCGACCAGUUCGUCCUGCAGAUGCUGUCAGUCCCUGAGUACAAGACGCGUCUUCGAAGCCUCCACUUCCAGGCUACCCUCCAAGAGAAGACAGAGGAGAUUCGAGGCAGCCUGGAGUGCUUGCGACAGGCGUCCCUGGAGCUCAAGAACAGCCGGAAGCUCGCCAAGAUCCUGGAGUUUGUGUUGGCUAUGGGCAACUAUCUCAAUGACAGCCAGCCCAAGACCAGCAAGACCACAGGCUUCAAGAUCAACUUUCUGACAGAGCUGAACUCCACCAAGACGGUGGAUGGAAAGUCCACCUUUCUGCACAUCCUCGCCAAGUCACUGAGCCAGCACUUUCCCGAACUCCUGGGCUUUUCUCAGGACCUACCCACGGUGCCCUUGGCUGCCAAAGUGAACCAACGUGCCCUGACCGGUGACCUGGCUGACCUCCAUGGUACCAUCAGUGAGAUACAGGCUGCCUGCCAGAGCAUGUCCCCUUCCAGUGAGGACAGGUUUGCUGUGGUCAUGGCAUCCUUCCUGGAGACCGCCCAGCCCACACUGCGUGCCUUGGAUGGGCUACAGCGUGAGGCCAUGGAGGAGCUGGGCAAAGCACUGGCUUUCUUCGGGGAGGAUUCCAAGGCCACCACCUCCGAGGCCUUCUUCGGCAUCUUUGUGGAGUUCAUGAGCAAGUUCGAGCGAGCGCUGAGCGACCUGCAGGCCGGGGAGGGCCCGCGCGGCUCCGGAAUGACUUCGCCCCUGGCCUGGUGACGGCGGCCACGCCGCGUCCUCUGCGGCCUGAGCGAAGAGACCCACGCCGGAGAGGGCCGCGGGGACGCCGCAGAGGUCCAGGGUGCUGAUCGGCGGAGCGACGGGUCUGUCCGCGGGCUGGUGGCCGCCCGCGUCUCCAGAUACCUCAGCCGCCAGCGACUCCGCACUCCGGGGUGCGUGUGCAGGCACGAGCUAGGGGUGCCCGCCCCGAGGGUCCCCGGCCCCACCCGGGCUGUUCCCCGAGCUGUGCUCCGCAGGCUUCCGGCGCCAGCUCCCGGCCAACGGAAUAAAGUGCUACUGUGCGCCCCGGGGAUGGCGGGCUGCGGGCGGGUUGCUAAGGGAUUGUAGCAUCCGGGCGGCUAGGACCUGCUUUCUGAGCCUGCUGGCCCCACUAAGCCAGCACCCGGAGGCCCCUUGCCCGGCCAGGAGGAAGGCAGCGGACAGGCAGGAAAGCCUGCAGUCUGGCGCCUUGGGGACUCAUUUUUGUUUUGUUUUGUUUUGUUUGUUUUGUUUGUUUUGAGACAAGGUCCCGCUGUGUAUCUCAGGCUGCCCUCGAAUUUGGCAGUGACGCUUCUGCCUCGGCCUCCAAGUGCUGGGAUUACAAGCAUACACCGUUAGGCCUGGCUUCAAGCCUGGGUCUUGGAAGGUGCUGUUGGCUGCAGCUGAGGAGGAGGCCAGGAGGAGAGCGAUCGGUGAGGGAUCUAGGGAAAGCUGCAGUAGAGAGACCUAUUAUAUCAGACUGCAGGAUGGAAGCACGGUUUUGUUUUGCAGGGCUGGGGAUAGAACUCAGGGCUUUGCAUAUGUCCGGCAAGCACUGUACCAAUGAGCUAGAUCCCAGCACCUCAGAAUUGAGGUUUUGAUCCAGUGGAUAAACUCAAAUUCACUUUACAGGUGAUCAGAUCAGGGGAGGCUUGGAGCAGGGUGGGGGUCCUUAAGGUAGUGGCAGAGAGAGCAAGAUGUUUAGGUGGCAGGUGAGCAGGACUUGGCCACUUGUGUUUCCUUAUCUGAAUGGGUGGGCUUAGGGGAAGAUGACACAGUCUAGGACUUGAGUAGAAUCUCAGAGGCCACUUUACGUGUAUCUGGAGGUAGAGAAAGGAGUUUCCUAGUUGCCAGGAGUGAGUGGAGAAAUGAGCAGGGAGCAUGAGCGACUUGUUUUCAAAGUUGUUUUCUCUUGGAUUUUUUCCCUCCCAUCCCAAUCACAUGGCUAGUGUUGCUUCUGGGAAGAACUUUGGGCCCAUUUGUUUCUUUCCCGUCUCCUACAGUCCUCCUCUUUGAGUCCAUGUAUGUACAUUCUUUGUUCCCCACUCACAAUCCCAUGUAAAAAUGUCUAAAUGAAAAUGUAUACUUCAAGGAGAAA
Molecule: messenger RNA, 5077 nt
Organism: Heterocephalus glaber (naked mole-rat)
Lineage: Eukaryota; Metazoa; Chordata; Mammalia; Rodentia; Bathyergidae
Gene: Grid2ip
Product: Grid2 interacting protein
Molecular function (GO): protein binding
Source: RefSeq, a predicted model, not a curated record